UUGUGUAUCGUGUUACAUAAAAAUAGUGAAAGUCUUGAUUCAGAUUCCACAAAAAGUAGGAAUAAGCAUAUUCAGUUCCAUUUACAAAAAUGUAGACCAGAUUUUCAGUAGUUUGUGUGGGGGUGUUGCUUUUGUAUCUCAGUUUGAAGGUAACCAGUUUGGGGGAUUAACAGCAGUGACAGCUGUCCCAAGAGUGCUGGGAGACAUCCUUUGCUUGAAGUUUAACAAGUAAAAUAAUUAGGGAUUUUUAAAAAUGGUUUCCUGGGCCUCUUCUGAGAAUACUUGUUACUUCCCUAAUUGUAUGUUAAAUAGGAAAACCUGCUGCUCUUCUGUGUAUGGCAUUCAGACAUUAACUACACUGUCUUAUUAGCUAAAUAAAAGCCACUUCUCUGCCACUACCCUUUUUUUUACUUUUCCCCAGGAAAAUCUUCAUAACACAAAUAGACUAAUUAAGUGUGAUGUUUUGAGGUAGUUGAAUGUUUUUAUGGUCAACACUAUCAUCCCUUCCACCAGAGCAUAUGAGCAGACGUGGAUAAACGUGGGUCAGGCUGAAGCUCCCUGCUCAGUGCAAGGGGUGGGUGCCCCUCUCUUCCCAAGGUUUUCUGUUCUGGGUGGCACAUAGGGAGGAGAUAGAGGCAGGUUGGGCCAGGCACAUUCCCCUGCCUGAGGACCAACGUAACCAGGUGACAUCACAAAGGGAAUGGGGCAGGAAUAGCUCAGGUGACAGGAUGGAACACAGGACACAACACCCGAGGCAUUGCUUGGCUUGUUCUACAGAGAUUGCUGUGGUUUCUAAGUUCUCUGCCCUGCCUUAAAAUAGAGUAUCAGCCUCUAAAAAUUCAAGAACAGCAACAUUGGUGGAAGGAUGGCUUGGAAAUGGAAGUAUUCCCACAAGGAAGAGAUGGAGGACACGAGCAGCCGUCACCCGGGGCUCACUGGCCUGCAGAACCUGGAGAACACGUGCUACAUGAACGCUGUUUUGCAGUGCCUGUGCAGCCUGCCCCAGCUGGUGGAGUAUUUCCUCUCGGGGAGGUGGAACACAGCCCUGCGCACGGAGAUCGGAGAGUCUGCAACUGCCUUUGGCUGUUUGAUGUCCGAUAUGUGGCUUGGAGAGUUUGACUAUGUUUCCCCUGAGGCUUUUCAUUCAGUCUUUGGGAAGCAAUACCCAACAUUUAGCAGGAGGACUCAGCACGAUGCGCAGGAGUUUCUGAUCUGUGUGCUGGAUGACCUCCACGAGGCUUUCAAGGAGUCAAGCCAACGCAGAGCUGGUGCAGCAGCAAGAGGGAGUGGCAGUGGCACCUCCAUUAUAACACAGUUAUUUGAGGGACAGCUCAGUUAUGGUAUCACAUGUCUGAAAUGCAACACCAUCACUAACAGACCUGAGAGCUUCACUGUCCUUUCCCUGCCCAUCCCUUCUAGGAGAGUGUGCUCUCUGCAGGAGUGUCUUGACUGCUUCUUUCAGCCAGACACACUGACUCGGAAUAACCAAAUCCACUGCUACUGGUGUGGAACAAACCAAGAUGCCACAGUAAAGGCCACCAUAACCAGGGCACCGCAGAUCAUUAUUUUUCACCUAAAGAGGUUUGCCUGGCAGGACAAGCACAGAAGGAAACUCUCAACCACUGUCGACUAUCCAUUACAGAAUCUGGAUCUCUCUCCCUACAGCUCCACGUUUUCCUACAAAGAAGUGUACAGCUUGUGUGCUGUAGUGAACCAUGCUGGUGAUAUAGAUUAUGGCCACUACACAGCAUUCUGCAAGCACUCAAGCACCAACCACUGGUACAGCUUUGAUGAUGUCCAGGUCACCAAGAUCUCAGAUUCUGCAGUGCAGACUGACACUGCUUACCUCCUCUUCUACACCUGUCAAGGCUAUUGAGAAUCUGCUGGCCCUUGAAGACCAACAGUGAGUAGGGCAGCAACUAGAACCCAUCAGCAGCAUUAGCCAACUCCUACUUCAUCAAUAAACUAGAGCAUUUGCAUUACUGA
This is a messenger RNA of Pseudopipra pipra, 1986 nucleotides long. It is a transcript of the gene USP50, whose product is annotated as ubiquitin specific peptidase 50. Bases 866 to 1876 code for a protein of 336 amino acids. Gene Ontology annotation, molecular function: cysteine-type deubiquitinase activity. Gene Ontology annotation, biological process: endosome organization; Ras protein signal transduction; protein K48-linked deubiquitination. Gene Ontology annotation, cellular component: extrinsic component of plasma membrane; midbody; cytosol. The transcript is spliced from 7 exons. Lineage: Eukaryota; Metazoa; Chordata; Aves; Passeriformes; Pipridae. The record is from RefSeq and is a predicted model, not a curated record.